Molecule: messenger RNA, 1448 nt
Organism: Schistocerca nitens (vagrant locust)
Lineage: Eukaryota; Metazoa; Arthropoda; Insecta; Orthoptera; Acrididae
Product: glutathione S-transferase-like
Exons: 6
Coding region: 324-938 (204 amino acids)
Biological process (GO): glutathione metabolic process
Molecular function (GO): glutathione transferase activity
Source: RefSeq, a predicted model, not a curated record
AAACUUAGUUGCAUAAUGUUGCCGUAGCAAUAAGCAGCCAUUGUGAAAACAAUGUUGGUUCGAAUGCGGUGCUGUGCGUCGUGGUUAUUAUCGUCACUCAGAAAAGUGAACCAAGAGGUUGUAAGUUGGCUGCUCUGUGAGAAGGAGGAGGCGGGGCUUGUCCCAGCAGCCAAUGUGCCACGAGCCGAUCGUAACCACUCGGUCCCUGCAUCUUUCGUAAUAGAGUUAUCUUACACAGCAGUCUGCCGUUACGCAGUGGAAGAAGCUCUCGCAUUAAACUAGGGGACAGCGUCUGAACUCGAAUAGAAGAGACAGUGAAAGACAUGGCACCAAAAUACAAACUAUUUUACUUUCCAAUCCGAGUUAUUGGUGAGCCAAUUCGAUUCAUUUUGGCAUAUGUUGGUGCUGAAUAUGAAGAUAUUAGAGUUGAAUGGGCUGACUGGCCAUGUCUUAAACCAGAUACACCGUAUGGAACAUUACCUGUCCUUGAAGUUGAUGGAAAGAAACUUGGUCAGUCCAUUCCCAUAUGUCGCUACCUAGCAAAGCAAUAUGGAUUACUGGCUGAAAAUGACUGGGAUAAUGCACAAAUUGAUGCAGCAGUUGAUGCUAUCGAUGACUUGAGAUGGUCUAUAAAAGAUUUCUUCUUUGAAACAAAUGAAUCAAGAAAAAAGAAUCUGAAAGAAAAACUAAUUAAGGAAACAAUACCAUUUCACUAUGCAAAAUUAGAGGCAAUGGUGAAAAAUAAUGGUGGUUAUCUUGCAGGUGGUAAGUUGACUUGGGGUGAUCUGUACUUCACAACUAUGCAAGAACUUUUCGAUCAUGAUCUUGAAUUUGAAAUAACCAGAGACUAUCCACACCUUGCAACACUAAGGAACAAAGUUGUGAACAUACCAUCAAUUAAAUCAUGGAUUGAGAAACGACCAAAAUCAGAUCGAUGAGGCAUAUUUUGAUGAUGUAUACUUUCAUGUGAUACAGGAAUAUUUGUACUUAUGUGUGAAAACUUACUGACAGAUAUUAAUUAUAACUUUAUGAGGCUUAAACCACAAGAAGUUUUACUAUUCCUAUGUUUUAUACCACAAAACAUAUGGUAAUGGCUUUGUAAUGAAAGACACAUAUAAAAUUUUGUUAUUAUGUCAUGUAGUCAAAGUAAUUCAAUAACCUGCACACUAAAUCUCAACUGUGAACUAAAUUUUUUUCUCAUAGAUUUGAUGUUGACCCUGUCUUAAGAAAGGAGAUAUAAAUCAACCUGACUCAAGUAGUUAACUGUUUCACAGUGGAUUAAGCCUCACAGUGUUAUUGUGCAUUUGUUCUAUGCAGCUCAUGUGUAAUACUAACCUCUCAGUCCACAUAACCAGUCUGCACUGGAAACCUAUGGCUUCAGUGAAUGGCAGACACAUUGACUGCCUACAUAAAUAUCUUCUCAAAUAAAAAAGUCUACUGGCACUGAA